AUGAGCAGCACCAGCGCCAAGUCCAGCCACCUGUCUCAGCCCGUGGUGAAGAGCGUGUUGGUGUACCGCAACGGAGACCCCUUCUUUGCGGGUCGUCGCGUGGUCUUCCAUGAGAAGAAGGUGUCCAGUUUCGACGUCUUCCUGAAAGAGGUGACUGGCGGCGUCCAGGCACCCUUUGGGGCGGUCAGGAACAUCUACACCCCGCGCACCGGGCAUCGCAUCCGGAAGCUCGACCAGAUCCAAAGUGGGGGCAACUACGUGGCUGGCGGCCAGGAAGCCUUCAAGAAACUCAAUUACUUGGACAUAGGAGAAAUCAAGAAAAGACCAAUGGAAACUGUAAAUACAGAGGUAAAGCCGGUAAUUCACAGCAAGAUCAACGUGUCAGCUCGCUUUAGAAAAACACCCCAGGAACCCUGCACCAUCUUCUUGAUUGCAAAUGGAGACCUCAUAAACCCAGCUUCUCGCCUCCUCAUCCCCAGAAAAGCCUUGCAUCAGUGGGAUCACGUACUGCAAAUGGUCACGGAGAAAAUAACUCUGCGAAGUGGAGCAGUGCACAGACUUUAUACUUUAGAAGGAAAACUGGUUGAAAGUGGAAUAGAGUUGGAGAACGGGCAGUUUUAUGUGGCCGUUGGCAGAGAUAAGUUUAAGAAAUUGCCUUACACUGAACUACUUUUUGACAAGUCAGCAAUAAGAAGGCCUUAUGGUCAGAAAGCCUCUUCACUACCUCCUAUUGUAGGAUCCCGAAAGUCUAAAGGGAGUGGAAAUGAUCGCCAAUCAAAGUCAACAGUCGGAUCCAGUGAUAAUUCAUCUCCUCAGCCCCCAAAAAGGAAAGGAAAAAAAGAUGAUACAAAUUCAGAAAAACCUACAAAAGGCAAACAGAGUGUAAAGUUAAAGAAUUCAUCGAAAGCAGUUCUAAACAGUGAUGAGGGCAUUUUCAAAGCUGGAGCAGAGCGAUCUGAAACGAGGGGGGCAGCAGAAAUCCAAGAAGAUGAAGAUACUCAAGUUGAGAUUCCAGUUGAUCAGAGGCCAGCAGAAAUAGUUGUUGAAGAAGAAGAAGAAGGGAAAGAGAAAAAGGAUGUCAAAGAGAAAGAAGACUUCUCAGGGAUGAAUGGUGAAGUUGAAGAGAAAGGAGGUGAGGAGAUGACAGAUGCUCCGGAGCAAGCUGAGGAGACCACAGAUCUCAGCCAGGAGCAAGCAGGUCCUGCUCGGGUCAGCGGAGGCACCAACGAAGAAAAUGGCGAGGAACUGGACCAGGUUAAUAAUGAGGUUCUCGAGUCAGUAAAUGAGGGAAAAAAUGCUCCAGAAGCUGGCCAUGGGCAAGAUGAGGCUGAUUCAGACUCACAACGACCACUAAGACCAGAAGUGAAAAUCACCAGCCCCCAAGAAAAUGAUAACAACGAGCAGAACAAGGACUAUGCUGUUGUAGCAUAGGUGGAUUUUGAAAAGAGUAUAUUGAUGAUAAGAAAAAUGAAGGGUAUAAUACUUGAAUAUGAAGUCUAUAGUUAUUGCUAAACAUAAUGUGACAAUAGGGGUGAGACUACCAAUUGAAUUGUAAAAUUCGAGGCCUAAUGGAAAGACUAGAUAAUUCUGAAUAGCGUCUAAGGAGACUGCUGGUGAUGGGAAGUGUUUUAAAGUGUAAUUUAGAAAAAUUAAGAAGCAUGGAGGAGAAUUUGCACUGGGAGCCAAUGGGCUACUUCUCUUUGUAAAGGAUGAAAAAUAAUAGGAUAGUUUUAUUAUGUAUUUUCUUAUAACUCUAGAAAUGAAUUAAGUGGCAGUUUAUUUAAAAGCACUUAUCUAAGAAGGCAUAGGAUUUUAAAGAUGUGGUGAUAGGAAAGCAUGUAUUAUAUAUAUUUUUUAAGCAAUAAACUCUUGAAUAAAAAUUUGUAUGUUAGUUUCAGAGAUAAUUUGGAGAUGGCAAGAGUUUGUUGAAAUGUUUCCAGGACUUGUAGACAAUCCUUUCUGUCUUCCUUCUCAGCCAAAAUCUGCUUUGAAACAAUGAAAAAGACAGCACAAGGCACUCAUUUUGGAAAGAGGAAGCAUUCAUUCCAUGUUCUAGUGACUGAUACUGUGGUACUCCCUCCAGCACUUUGGGGGACACACACUGAGGAAGGUGUCACAAGGGAAUAACUGAUGUCAUUACUGAGCCCAGGUGGUGGGUUGCCAAGCCAGGAUCCUAUGGAUUUUCACCAAUCCAUUUUAACUUCAUCAACAAUAUCCCUUUCUUCUUUCCUGUGCUGUUAUGUUAGUAAACUCAGUACUGACUAUUCUAAAAAUUUGAAUUAUCUCCAGUUUUUUUUUUUUUUAAUCAAGCAGAUAGUAUAAGAGAAAGGAAAAGGUUGGCUGUGUGAGAUGUUGGUCACUGCUCAGCUUUACUUGCUUUUUGCCUUAUUAUUAUUGGGCAUGUCAUAUUUUUGUCCCAAGAGAUAACAGAAAAUAUUUGUUUUCAUGGCUGUUUAUGUUUAGACUUUUGAGCAGAUUUCAUGUCAUUUCAAUCUGCUUGAUAAAGAGUUAUUGAAACGAGUUUUAAAAUUGCCGUAAUGAAACCUGUUCCUGAUUACAGUUUUGUGAGCUUAUUAAAUUAACUCACAAUUACCUUGCUAGGUGUAUAUGAGGAAAACACCACUGUAAGUGAGUUUUCUUUUUCUUUUUUUAAUUUU
Condylura cristata (star-nosed mole) is the source of this 2657-nucleotide messenger RNA. RefSeq names its product doublecortin domain containing 2 (gene DCDC2). NCBI's taxonomy places the organism in Eukaryota, Metazoa, Chordata, Mammalia, Eulipotyphla, Talpidae. The coding region runs from base 1 to 1431 and encodes 476 amino acids. Gene Ontology annotation, cellular component: microtubule; microtubule organizing center; axoneme. Gene Ontology annotation, biological process: cilium assembly; neuron migration; regulation of cilium assembly. The transcript has 10 exons. The record is from RefSeq and is a predicted model, not a curated record.